This is a messenger RNA of Marchantia polymorpha subsp. ruderalis, 1274 nucleotides long. The record is from the annotation of a GenBank genome assembly. Lineage: Eukaryota; Viridiplantae; Streptophyta; Marchantiopsida; Marchantiales; Marchantiaceae.
AGAAAUCCAGCAAUUACAGCGAGCAUGAUUCACAUAGCAGCAGAUGGAAGCGAGAAGUGAAGCCUUUGUUCCAAGAUCCCAACUGGAAAGCGAGGGACCCAUGAGGUGAAGAGGAAGAGCUUUCGUGGCAGCACAAUUCGAGGCAAGCACUCCGGACGGACGGCAAUUGGGCAGUGAUAAGCGAUGAUGUAGAACAAGGGGGAAAUAACGAAGUAAGAACGGUGGAGCAGAUGUGACUAUGGAGGGGGCAGACAGCUGACGGGCAGAGAGUGUCGCCUCCUAGGAGUAAAGCCAAAGUAGUAAGAUCUACCAGAGCUGCAAGGCGGCUUAGUUCAGAUUGGGAUAGCUCAAAAGUCAUCACCAGGAUUGUGCUCCUUUACAGAGGCCCUAAUGUUACAAGACGUACGUCUUCGGAAACUCCCCUGAAGAAGCCUAGUCUGCUACAGCGGCUAGUCCCAAGUCGUCGCUUUUCUGAACGUCCAGACUGGAGUGCAGAGAUGAGCGUGAAUGAGCGCAAUCAACGGAGUCAAUCGGUGGGGAAAGGCACAUGGUCUGCUAUUUCGAGAGAAAGGCCAAGGUCUGCAGACACUCUGAUGCACAUGAAUUUGCGAACCCCGGAGCAGACGGUCGUCUUCGCUGGUGGGCUCCGAAUCUCCCGAUCACCAGCAGUCAAAGUGGACAAUGUAGGAUUGCAACCUGGUGUUUCUUCCCGAGCUCCCACUGCGCUCCCUGUUUGCUCACCGGCUGUUCACUUGUUGCUUCUGAUUUUCAAAUGUCCCCGGGUAUUUCGGCAUCCAAAAAGCGAAAUCUCUGACUAUAGGGGAUUUAUAACGGAGGAAACUCCCUUUAACUGAGAAUGAAGUUUAGUUAACUGACGUGGUGCUGCAUAACACCGUUUUGUGGAGCACAACGUCAUGGUAUGUAAUCUGGGCUCGUUGCAAAGAGCCUUACUGGCUCUUGAGUAGGCUGAGUCACAUUUCGCCUCUUAGCUUUUAUCUCAGGGUGGAAAUCUCAAGAUAACUUUGUUGAAAGAUGUACAUCCUAUAAUGGUAAUACAGCAACUAAUACAGCAAAAAGGACGGGAAGACUUCAUUACAUCGCACAGUGAAAUAUACAGAGGGGUAAGAUGGUGCUUCUAGAAAACAUGUUUGAUUGAUGUUCACAUACUUUCCAGCUGAGUUUUGAAGCAGAUACACCAAGUUUGGACAUUCGAAGGUCGUCUCAAAAUCUUUCAAGGUUUUUUCCAGCUGUUUGGAUCAGCUGUUUCGUUCGUA